This is a messenger RNA of Fusarium verticillioides 7600, 360 nucleotides long. RefSeq lists its product as hypothetical. The transcript has 2 exons. The record is from RefSeq and is a predicted model, not a curated record. Bases 1 to 360 code for a protein of 119 amino acids. Lineage: Eukaryota; Fungi; Ascomycota; Sordariomycetes; Hypocreales; Nectriaceae.
AUGGAGGUAAACGCCAAGACCUACAGCCAAGGUCAUUUCGAGGGCACAGUCUGGGACACCAAGCACGGCAGCAUCGGUGAAGUCGAAGCCGGCAAAGGUGUCAUCACCAGAUACGCUGAUGGCCGACCGACCCGCUUCACCUUCAAGACAAAGUUUGAUCGCCCCCCAAGGCUCCAGAUCACACCACUCUUCAUUGAUCCAAAGUCAGCAUCCAAGCAAUUCUGGAUUUAUCACCUCGCUCCUUCCGGAGACCAGGCUGUUGACGAGAGUGGCUUUUACCUGAAAUGUUACGGUGAGACUGGGUUGAGCAUUCAAUCUGAGUACUUUGCCACUGCUAUCUACACGGUUGGGGACGAUUGA